Molecule: messenger RNA, 6813 nt
Organism: Cloeon dipterum
Lineage: Eukaryota; Metazoa; Arthropoda; Insecta; Ephemeroptera; Baetidae
Gene: Ktl
Product: BTB/POZ domain-containing protein Ktl
Exons: 4
Coding region: 153-869 (238 amino acids)
Biological process (GO): protein homooligomerization
Molecular function (GO): protein binding
Source: RefSeq, a predicted model, not a curated record
UGAUCGGCGUAUAGCACCAGCCCUCUCGCUCCACCCCCGUCAGACUUGAGGAUCGAGUCGAGCGGAGCACUCGCCUGCAGACCGACGUCCCAGCAACAACAAUCGAGCACAGUCCGCGUCCGCGCCACCAGCAGACAAGCCAGGCAACCAAGAUGAGUUCGUCGCAGAUAGUGGAGCUGAAUGUGGGCGGCGUGAUUUACGCGAGCAGCCAGAGCACGCUGAACGCAGAGGACGCGGCCAACCUGAAGCAAAUCGUCAGCACCAACCCCAAGGACUCCAAGGGGCGCGUGUUUAUCGACCGGGACGGAGUGCUCUUCCGCUAUGUGCUCGACUAUUUGCGGGACAAGAAAAUCUGCUUGCCUGAGAAUUUCCAAGAGAAGUACAGACUGCUCCGCGAGUUUGAGUAUUUCAACAUGGAGAACGCCAAGAAGGAUCUGCAGCAGAGUUUGGACCAAGAAAUGAGAGACGUGUCGCAAAGCAACCAGACGCCGGGCCGUGGCUACAUCACGCUCGGCUACCGCGGCAGCUUCGCCUUUGGUAGUGCCGGCAUGGCAGACGUCAAGUUCCGCAAGCUGUCACGCAUCCUGGUGUGCGGCAGGGUGAUCCUGUGUCGCGACGUCUUCGGCGAGAGCCUCAACGAGAGCCGCGACCCCGACCACGGCGAGAGCGACCGCUACACCAGCAGAUUCUUCCUCAAGCAUUCCUCCAUGGAGCAGGCCUUUGAUUGCCUUCAGGAAGCGGGAUUCAGAUGUGUUGCGAGCUGCGGAUCAGGGACAGCAGGUGCACUCAACGAGCCACUCAAGCCAGGCAUGGACGCCGAAGAGAACAGGUGGAACCACUACAAUGAGUUUGUAUUCGUCAGAGAUUAAGUUGUCGGCAGACAAAAGGUUUUAAUAUCACAUACACACACAAGCUACUACUCCGAAAGAUUAAAAGGCCAUUGGCACGCGAAAUCAACUUCAAAUGCAUCUACCGACAGCGUUUUGCUUUUUGUGCACGGUUCAGAUUUGUAAAGUAAACCCAUCGCGGAUGCGAUAGCAUUUAUAUAAUUGAAGAUGGAAUCGAGAUUUUGUAAUAAAAAGAGUACGAACGAAUCACCGCCGCGUGUUCCUUAUCAUCGGCUGGCAGGACUGUGUUUUUUGUGAGUGCACAAUCGGAUAAUUGGUGACAGAAAUUGAUCAUAUAUUGACAUUGUAUACCUGUUCAGUUACGAAAAAACGUGAAUUUGCUGUAAAUAGGUUAUUUCUUCCAAAUUCACUGACCUUGAACAGUUCUCGUAGACGGUAGGGUAAAAUUUCGCUUUGUGGCGUUCGAUUGUCAAGCAUUCGCACGCGUUCGCAAGCGAACUCACCGUUUCUUCAUACGAUCUCAAUUUUGCACGAUUAGUUGAAAUUUAGCAGUAAGCAAAAAAUAAAACAUUGAAGCAACACGUCUCAUUAUUUAACACGGCAUUCUUUUGUGCUAGUGUUAUUUCCUCGACAAGGUACUUAAGCGAAAUAAUGCAUUUCUCAGAAGCAACAAACAUAAUCUUCUCCUAAAAGUUUCCGCUAGUCCCAAAGUGAAAUUUCUACCGGCUGAUGCAAAAAGCGGCAGCUGUGCUGGGAUUUGGACUUCUUCCCAGGAGCCAUUCCCUGGAAAAGUAGCGCAUAUAUGAAAUAAUUCGACGGACAAUGGAGACCCGCUUUUGUGGAGAAACAAUGGCAGUGGCGGAGGGAUAACGCACGCGGCUGCUUUCCUCCCUCUCUUGGCAUUCAUUACUUUAAUAUGUAAAUACCAGCAGAGAAAAUCACACUCUCGCUAAUAAUGGUGUUCAUUUGUAUUGCACACGCGCGCUGCAGCAAUCCCUCUCUCACUUUUGCCAGUUGAAAUAUGGCAGCGUGCCCGUACAUACGUCUGUUGCGAGCGAAAUGUUCGCGUACACAGCGAGAUUCUGCUUUUUCCGGUUCUUUUUAUCGAUUCUCGACGCGUGCAUGUCUCGUUGAUUUUUACACACAUCCGCCCGGCACACGCGCGCAGAGAUUGUGCCUGAAUGGCAUUUUUCCUCUUUUUUUGCGAGCGAAUAAAUUUCCACCAAGAAUAGCUCUGAUGUGCAAUCCUCAAAGUGCAUGGCGUCUAGUUUUUCACCGUGAUUCAUGGCGCAAGAAGACGCUAACUUGACCAACGAGAUUUUUGAAGAAUGAAAAGCGGCGAGGGACAAAAAGAGUCCGUUGUUUUAUGGAGCAGAGAGGCCCGGCCGGAGGAUUUUUACGAGGGCGUAAAAUUCAGGGGAGAAAAAAAUCACUUAGAGCGCGGAUCAAAUUUUUAAAAGACCACCUGCAGGCUGGAUUUGCAAAUCGCGGACGGAGCAACACCCGGCGCGCGCGUCUGUAUUCUAAUUAAACAUCGAGCUUUUAGCCACGGUUGAGUGGGCCUUAAUUCCAUGCCUGCGAUCCGCCACCCUCUGACCUUUCCGGCCCAAAUUGGGGCUGGCAAACGGCGUGGCGGCGCCGCUCUGGUCCACACACGCCUGCUUUUCCCCGCGGAUUCGGCCAAAGUUGCGUGCGUCGCUUGGGACCGAGGCGGCUGACCCGGAACCUGUGGCCGCGCUGAUCUGCCAGAUCAUUAGGGCGGAAAACUUUGAUUGAUGCCGGCAGCCAACUUUUCACACACCCCCUCUGGCGGCUCGGCUUUUAUUUUUCCGCUCGCGUAUUUUCCCUGCUCCAUCAGCCGGGCUAACCGAAACGACCGAGCCAAGUCGGCCGGCGCAAAUAAUGAGCCGGGCAAAGUAGUUCAAAAGUCCAUUUGCCGAGCUUAAUUGACCAAGCUCCGAGUUCCGCUCGCAUCGGAAAUAAAUUUUUUUCUCAAAUCGAAAGCACUACUCUCGCCGUGUCGAACGUGUGAAUGGAAACAAAUGACGGAACGUCGCACGAAUGCUAAUUAAUGGUCCGCGUCAAUCAGUUCGACUAUAAUUAUUGCAGCCGAGUGGGGCCUCGAGCGCUCGUCCUCUGUUUGCGGCCGCACCUGCCGGUUCGAUGUGAAUGUGUGCGCUCACACAUUCAAAUAGGGUUCGUUCGCAACCGACCGCACUGGAAGACACGAACAUUAGAUUAGCAUCAAGCUUAAUCGGUUGGUACAAUAGCAUUAUUAACACGCUGGAUAAGCUAAUGGAUUGCGUGUGCAUGCUCUCGCUUUGAGUGGCGUGGGCGGAAUGCCGCCGCACAAAGCAACAUCAUCCGCCGCGUUGAACACCUGCAAACAAAUUUGUAGUCCGCUAGAUCGGCCGGGAUUUGAGCCUCUCUUGUUGACAGAGAUGGAAAUCCAAGUGAUUUGUCACACUGGAUGUUUUGCUGCGGCGAUGUCUAAAUCUGACGGACGACUCAAUUUUAAUUAAUUCGGAUCAAUGCUUGGUAGCACCAAGGAUAUCUUUGCAGAAAAGGAGAAAAUUAAAAAUGGUUUCCAUGAGUGAAGUUUGGCUAAAAAAUGAUCUCGCACUUUCUCGAAUUGGACUUUCACUGUUUCACAUACAGUACUUAACCUGUGCAUCAAAAUUCAUACCAUGGCAGUAAAUGUUAAAUUACUGGUCAUUGAAAACGAUCAACUGCACUCAUUGAUGAGCUAAACCAAAAUUAGAAACAAAAAUAAUGUCGUAAACUCCGCCACUCGCCGUCCUUGCAACAAAAUUUCUCUUACAAAAAUUCACAAGCAAAAAAAUUCAAUACUUUUCAAAGAGUGAAAUUUCACUUCUUAUGUCACAAAAAUUCUGGGAGAAAAAAUUCUGUGUUCCUUGUAAAGGUUUACAGCUGCCGUGAAAAUGUAUUUCAAUGAAAUGUUGAGUAUUGAUUCAGCGAAAAAAAAUCACGCAAGAGGAUAAUUCUAAUUGUAGUAAUUUAUGGUCAAAGUUGAUCAUUUUUCAAAACAAAAAAUGGUCGUUUUGCCUUUCCAUUUCCAAUUUUUACAAAUUUUCCAUCCUAUGAAUUUUGUAAAAAUAAUUUUUGCUACCCUUUCAUUGAAAUUAUUUAAUUUUUCCGCCAGCGUAAGCUUUUGUGUGAAAACACGCGAGGUUUUGCCGUUUUUUCAGAUGCGUGUAAAAUGACAGCAUGCGCGCAAUUAUUCAUUGGCUGGAAGGGAAGGACUGAGUUAUAUUAUUAUCGCCACUAUCGCGCGCGUAGUAUUAUUAUUAGCGGACGAGUGUGAACGCAUCGGCCGAAAAGCGUUGCGCUCGAUUAAUUAAUCAAUAGUUUGUUGCCACGCGCUGACGUCAUUUUCACAAUUAUUGUCCAACUUUGCCGGAACCUCCCGUCCCGAAAUAUAUAUUACUCCUCCCUGCUUGCUCCCGACGCACUUAAAGUAGUUUAUGCACGCGUCGUCUCGAGCCAAAAAAGUUGCCCCGCGCCGAGUGAGGUGUUUGUUCCAACGAGAAACUUUCUCUUCGUCACAGCUACUGCUUACCAUGCGCGAUAAAUUAUCCCAUUGCUCCGCACUGUUGGGAGGUCGCUUCCAAAGGAACUAAACAAUCUCAAGGUGCAAGCUGCGUCCCGGCACUUUCCUGAGCCCGAUGUUUCUCCUGUAUUUGGAAACGACCUCCUCAUUUGCUGGAACACUUUUCCGAUGGGUAACUGCAGAAGCUCUCCAGGUGGGAAUUUCCACGGACCAAAUCUCAACCUGAUUGAAAAUUGAUUUCCCGUCUCCCAACUGCAAAGCCUAUUCAAGAAAAUAGUCACUCUUUACAAGAUAAUUUUAGCGAGGGAAGAUAAUCUUAUGCAUCUCCAGUACGUAAUAUUGCACCUAUAGGCGUUUCUGCGUCAACGCUAACUCCAAAAGUCGGUUUCACUCAUUUUUAAUAUUAUUAAUAAACAACCCGCCGUAAAUCAUAAAAAAGUUAGGGGAAUAAAUCAAUGUGUGGGUAUUUGUUACGAGGAUGAAACAUCAAUAAUAAUUCUAAAUAACCGUUCACACGCAUAAAGCAAAACUAGUACACAAGUGUACUCGAUAUAAACAUACUAAAAACGUAAUAAGCAUAAAAAUUUACACGAUAAGGAUAUGAACCCCGCGAUGAACUAUGUACUUAUAAAAGGCGUUUGAGACGAGAAACCUAUUUUGUGUACCUGCUUCUUUGUAUAAUUGAAAACAAAAUAAUGAUAAAAAGAAUCAACUCACUAAUACACACAGCUCUAUGAACCUAUUACUAUUCGUGUGACACUACUUGUUUUAAAUGGACAAAGUAUGUCGUGCGUCUCGUGUUGGACUGUCUGCUGUUGAUACGCGAAUGUUCGGCGAGAGUGUAAAAACUACUGCUAAUCAAAAAUGGAACAACGGCUCCACUUGUUCAGUUCAUAUAUACAAACAUGUUCAUGUGCAAACGACGAGACCUACUUCAAUCCGCGGGUAUGCACUUCUCUUGAAAGUCUUUUCUGUGAUUCCCCUUUUGAUUAAGGAACCAAUCUUAAGAUAACCUAAUUCUUAAGAAACUACUUCUCCGCAGCCAAGAACGAUUCUUUUGAACGGCAGAUUAUGUGGCAAGUGAGGUCGUGCUUUGCAAUUAAACAUAAUUUAAUUUGGCCCCCAAACGACGAACUCAAAAUUCAACAAAGCCGGCGCACGUUGUCAACUUCAGCCGUGGAAAGUCGUUCGAGAAAAUAAACCCCAAAACUAUCAAAUCAAAAGCUACUUAUCGGUUCAUUUUUGAAAGUACUGUUUCUUGAAAUCUCAACACAGUAAGCGAAAUAAUGCUUAAAAACAAUAAAAAUCAAACUCCUAGGGCAUUUGAUCUCCCACUUAAUCAAACUUCUUCCAUUAUAAUGGACCACCCAUUGAAUUGAAGACAACACAAAAAUCAUUAGAAAUAUAUAAUUUAUAUUUUGGUUGGUGCUGUGCAAAAUUAUUGACGACGCAGGAGAUUAUUUGUCUCUGGAAAAGCAACAACGAAAUGAAUUUGAAUAAAAUACAAGCCCGUCGAAUGUAGUAGUGCGUAUACUCAAGAGUCAUAUAUAUGUGAUUUGCUCUGCUCGUCACAAAUAUUACCUUUCAAUACGCGGAUCUGACGGACGGAAAGCAAGCAAGCCAGACAGAUGGAAAAAGGCCGCUGACAGAUUGGUGAGACGUAAUUAUUGUUUAGAUCGAUCGCACCAGCAGCAGCAGAGUACAUUUUAAUUAUUCGCGGCGAGCCGAUUAUUAAAUCAGCAAUUAAGGCCCUGGACGCCCUCUGACGAGUAAUAAUUUGAAGGUUGAUUGUUUGAGCGCUACACAAUGUGACAAGGAUUGUACAUAGAGGGUAACGAUUAAAUUGUAGGUUACUAUAUUUAUGAUUAACAUUAAUCAUCGUUGUUAUGCGAAACUCACAGUAUAUAUAUAUAUUUAUCAAAUCGCACACCCUCACAAAUUGUGGUGGAAUGCGUGUGAGAGCGCGAAAUUGUAAAGUUGUAACCGAAGCUCGCGGUGUAAAGGUUUAAUAAAUAAACUGAAAUAUGACACUUUGCACCCCCGCUUAACUUUUUCACGCAACAAUCUUGUACCAUAAUAAAACUAUUGAUUAUAUCAAUGAGAAGUUCAACUGUUUUGGUCUGUAGAACGGAAAAUUAUUAAUGAUAUUGAAGCAUAAUGCAUUUAUGAUAACUAAUUAUUAUUGACUACAUGGAGGUCUCGCAUUCGGACCAUAUCACGUUUAUCAAUCAAUACUCGACGAAAGCAUUGCAGAAUAAGCACAUAAUUAUAACACUUGCAUUGGUAUGGACCGCAGAUAUUGAUUAUACGUUGAACACUUGAGGCAACUAAUCGGAAUGAUUGUGUAAUUAUCUCCUAUGAGUAUGAUCCAAUAAAUAUUUAGGGCUAAUAAAA